This is a messenger RNA of Hypoxylon trugodes, 1196 nucleotides long. RefSeq lists its product as uncharacterized. NCBI's taxonomy places the organism in Eukaryota, Fungi, Ascomycota, Sordariomycetes, Xylariales, Hypoxylaceae. The coding region runs from base 294 to 974 and encodes 226 amino acids. The record is from RefSeq and is a predicted model, not a curated record. The transcript has a single exon.
UUUUCUGAUAGCCUACCUAGGCAGAGAACAAUUCGAAUCUUAAUUGGCGGUCUCGCAAUUACAAUAUGAGGCUCGGGCACCGUACAAGGUGGAGGGCAAUUAAGCCAGUACCGUGGUUCACCACGGCGCAGUUUAGGGGUAAACCACCUAUAUAACGAAGGUCAUCAGCACACCUCACAAUAGUUACAAGGAAAAAAGCAGGUCGAUAUCAAAGUCAAUCCAUUAUAUAAUAUCUACCCAAAUAAUACCCAUCACAAGCUCGACCCAGUCGCCCGUCACCAAGUACCUGCACGAUGCACCGCCAAUCCCUCACCGGAGCCCUCCUGCUCUUCGCCACACAAAUCAGCGCCCUAGCCGCACCCGCAGCAUCCAUCGACACAGGGAACGCAAGCACCAGCGCUAAAUGCUGGUAUGGUAACGACUUCCCCGCAGAAACGAACUGGUUAUCCUUCGACGCGCUCUUUGAGAAAUGGCGGCCGGAUCUGCAAGCCCAAGGUGACACCGAGCAAGAACUAAACACCAUGAAAGACGCGCUGCAGAAGUACUCGCAACAAGGUGGUUUCGACCCGGCUCUUGCGAUGGCGAUGAUGAUCCAGGAAUCCCAUGGAAAUACGUGUAGUUCGUGCGGCGAUGGUGGGAUUAGCUGUGGCUUGUUACAGGUGCAUGGUGCGCCGAAUAGUUGUGCGAAUGGUGCGCACCCGUGCCCUGAUGCCACGAUUCAGAAGGGUAUUGAGUGUGGAGCGGUGGGUUGUGACGGGGGUUACGGGAAUAGUAUUAAGAGCUGUGUUGCGAGCCAGGGACAACAGUGGGGUGCUGUGCUGCGGUGCUAUAACAGCGGUAGCGUUACCGACCCGAAUAACCUACGCGUCAUAACGUACGGAAACCCGGUGUAUGUUCAGAAUGUAGCGAAUAUCCUGUUAGGUGCCGAUUUUGCUGAGGUCGAGCAGUUGAGCGGAUCGGGAUGUGGAUUUUAAACAUGUUGAGGGCGUGAUGGUGGUAUUGAGGUUCAGUUCUAUUGUAUAUAUUCUGUUCUCGCACUCGUCUGAGUCGCUUAGUUUUGUCAAUGGAGUUGUGCAGCAAUUAUUCAAAUGCAUUCUGAAGGGCGGUAUUGGUCUUGUUUAUCUUCGCCCAUUCAAGACUCUUAAUCCAUAACCUUUCCUGUUUGACUUCAUCGCGGCUCUCAGGCGAGCUCUCAU